CUGGUCUGCCCGGCCUCUAUGCCACAUAGUCCCCGCUGUACUUCUCAGCGCGCUCAGCUGGAGGAGUCCGGAAGGCGACGGGUCCUGGAGGCUAGCGCCAAGAUACCUGGUACCGGAAAUUCCUCUGAAUCCUGUCUACCGGAACCGGAAGUUUCUUGAGGCGUUGGGUUUCCUGGGAUCUGGAAAGCGACUUCACUGUGCCGUCGGCCACGCCGAGGUACGGUGCGGCCUCUGCGGCCCUGGCGCCCGCGGGCUUAGUCCUCAGCGGCGGGAGCGGGCGCGGGAGGCCCUUGCUCAUCCCUUGCUUGCUCGCAGCCUGAUGUAAGCCGCGCCUUCUCGCGGCGUUUCCUCUUGGGCCAGUCCUGUUUGAUAAGGUUUAUUUUAUAUGUAUUCAUGUGUGUCUGAGUGUCCGUGAACCACCUGCGUGCGGGAACCAUGGAAGCCAGGGAGGGCGUCGGAUCCCCCGACACUGUGUGUGGGUUCUGGGAGCUGAACCCCUGCUUUCCUGAAGUCCCUGCAGCAGGUUCAUUUUGGGACUUGUCCUACUACUUGUGAUAUUUUGGAGACUCAUCCAGCAUGAACAGGAUAUCAGCCAUAGAAAGAUGGGAGACUUUCUCUCAGCUCCUCUGCAGCUCGGCUAGCUGGGAACAUGGAGGGGAAGGAGGAGGAGCUUAAAAGAGGUCACUGGAAGGAGGCCACUGUGGCUGAGUGUGCUUCAUUUCAGGAGUUUGUGACCCUCAAGGAUACAGCCAUGGAUCUCACCCUGGAAGACUGGGAAGAGCUGGAGCUAGAGCUGGAUAAGAGAGACCUGUUCUGGGACUUGACACUGAGCAACUGCCAGGACUUUUUCUUGCUCAAUCCCCCAAAACCAGGCCUGAAUUCCCAACCAGAUGUCAGGGAAGAGCUGGAAGCUACAAUCAAAGGAGGCCUGGAAGCCACAGGCACUGAAGUGACUGAGACCAAGAACUCUCCUUUACAGCAGGGCUUCUUGGAAGAAGGCCUCUCCCAGAUUAUGGAGACAUUGUCUGAGGAGGAACUCAACUUUGAAGCCUAUAUAGGUGAGAGCUGGUUAGAUAGUUUGCUUGGAGACCCAGAAAGUCUUGCAAGGUCUGACAUUACCAACACGGAAAGCCCCACAGAUUGCAAGAGUCAUGAAUUUGAGAGCAGCCUCAGUCCUGGGCCUCUCUUUUCCACAGGAGAGGAUGCUGGGAUGUCUGAUAUUCUCCCAAAGAACCUCACACCAGUGAUAGUGAAGGAAUCCAGGAGUGACUUCAGCUAUUACUUAGAACAGAGCCAGAAGGACUCUAUCCAGGGAGAAGAGAAGCUAUAUAAGUGUAGUGAGUGUGGGAAAAGCUUCAAUCAGAGUUACCACCUCCUCCAGCACUGGAUUAUCCAUGUGAGGGAUAAUACCCCUUCAAGGCAAGAUAAGGAGAGAGAACUCAGCACGGGUGCUUUCCUGCUCAUGCGUCCAGUGACUCAAACAAGCUACAAACCCUGCGUGUGCCAAGAAUGUGGGAAAAGGUUUAGUCAGAAUAUGUACCUCCAGUGGCAUCAGAAAGUCCACACUGGAGAAAGCCUGUGUAAAACGCAGUGUGAUAACCUAGAAAAACCGUCCAAGAGUCAUAGUGGUGAGCCAAAAAAGCUGCUGCCGAGUAAAGGUUCUAACUCAGCAAAAUGGUGUAAAAUUCAAAGUUCGGACCAAGCAAAACCACCUGAUAGUAAUAGUAGUGACCAAAAGAAACUGCAUAAGAGUCAGUGUGAUGGCAGUCCAUCCAUUCUUCACCCACAGCCUACUGAGCACCAGAAAACUCCUGCAAACACUAAGUUCUACGUAUGUAAGAAAUGUGGGAAGACAUUCAGCCAGGCCUUUCAUCUAGCUGGACACCAGAAAGUCCAUACUGAGAAACUCUAUGAAUGUCCUACAUGCCAUCAAGUCUUCCACGUAAGGAAACAUUUUGUCCAACAUCGAAAAACUCAUUUUGUAAAAACUGUGUUUGAGUGUCAAGAAUGUAAAAAGAUCUUUAAUCAGAGGUCAUCACUCAUUGAGCACCAGGCUGUUCAUACAGGAGAGAAACCAUACAAGUGUACUGAAUGUGGUAAAGCUUUCAACCACUCCUCCACCCUGAAGAUCCACCAGAGGGCUCACAGUGGGGAGAAGCCUUACAAAUGCAGCGAGUGUGGGAGGGCUUUCUGUCGGAGCACACACCUUCAUGAACAUCAGCAAAUCCACUCGGGCCACAGACCCUACCAGUGUCCAGAGUGUGUCAGGAGUUUUAGCCGCCCCUCACAUUUGAUCCGACAUCAGCUGAGUCACACCACAGACAAGCCCUUCGGCUGUGCUAAGUGCAAGAACACCUUCAGCCAUAAAGAACAACUAGUGCAGCACCAUAAAGUUCACACCAUUGAGUCCCUGUAUGAGUGUAAGCAGUGUGGAGAGCACUUCAUUUGCAGCUCGACUCUACAUUGCCACAUGAGCGUCCACACCAGAGAAGAUAUAAGCCAGAAGGUCUCAGGUCAGAACAAGUGUGGAAAAGCCUUCAACCACAACAGAUAUGUAGGGCAGCAUGAGAAGAGUCACACCAAGGUCACAUCCUCUGAGUGUAACCCAUGUGUCGAAACCUACAACCAGAGUCUGCAGCUCCCUUGCCAUCAGAGCAUCAUCCAAGUUGGUAUAAAGCCAGAUGAAUGCACUGAGCCUGACACAUCCAAGCGUAAUAGCUCUGUCAGUAAGCAUCAGCCUUCGGGAAGUGAGCAGCCCUUUAAAUGUAACAGUUGCAACAGGACCUUUAGUCAGGAUGCCCAGCUUUUCAAACAUCAGUUAAUUCACACUGGAGAGAAACCCUUUAAGUGUAAUGAAUGUGACAGAGCCUUUAAGCAGAGUAACUACCUUAUUCAGCACCAGAGAAUUCAUACUGUGAAGCAGCACUUUGAGUGUAGUGAGUGUGGGAAAACAUUUCGUCAGAGCUCAUGCCUCUCUAAGCAUCAGAAGAUUCACACAGGGGAGAAGCCCUUUAAAUGUGGUGACUGUGGGAAAGCCUUCAUCUUGGGUGCCCAGCUCACCCGACACCAGAGAAUUCACACUGGGGAAAAGCCUUAUGUUUGUCAGGAAUGUGGCAAAGCCUUCAGCCAGAGCUCCUGCCUUACCCUUCACCGGAGAGUUCACACCGGUGAGAAGCCAUACAAAUGUAGCAGAUGUGGAAAAGCCUUUUCCCAGAGAGCAAACCAGAAGAAACACGAGAGGAUUCACAGUGGAGAGAAGCCUUAUACCUGUGACGUGUGUGGUAGAGCCUUCGGCUUAAGCGCUCACCUCAGUCAGCACCAGAGGGUUCACACGCAGGAGAAACCACAUUGUCAAGAUUGUCACAGAGCCUUUCACAGCUGCUCUGCUCUUAGCAAACAUCAGCAACUUCACUCUUGUAAAGUAACCAGUAGCACUGCCCAGAGCCACUUAGUGACAGCAGAGUCCCGUACAUGUGAAGACAUUCAUAGGAAGUCAGUCAUUGAAACCAACACUUUGCAAACCUCCCCUCUCAAUAAGUUCUAAUAAAAAUGGAUGAGACAGCA
Molecule: messenger RNA, 3564 nt
Organism: Cricetulus griseus (Chinese hamster)
Lineage: Eukaryota; Metazoa; Chordata; Mammalia; Rodentia; Cricetidae
Source: RefSeq, a predicted model, not a curated record